Fusarium odoratissimum NRRL 54006 is the source of this 667-nucleotide messenger RNA. RefSeq lists its product as uncharacterized. Bases 86 to 490 code for a protein of 134 amino acids. The record is from RefSeq and is a predicted model, not a curated record. The transcript has a single exon. Lineage: Eukaryota; Fungi; Ascomycota; Sordariomycetes; Hypocreales; Nectriaceae.
GUAUCCAGAUAGCAAACUAGUAUACAAGAUAAACACGCUGAAUAAAACUUGUUUCUUUUUCUUAUUUCACCUUAAUCUCGACACCAUGUUUGUUCCUCUUUUGUUGCUGAACCUUCUACUUCCAAGCUCUCUUGCCGCUCCCUACCUCAACGUGAGAGACUGUCAAAUAAACGAAAUUCCCGCCAGUCUAUCUGGUGCUUACAUCGACCGGGACAAUAAGAAUAACGUAUCCUUCCGCUUGUAUUCUGAAGGAAUUGACACUCGAUGUCCCCCACUCAAUAAAGACCCUCAGAAGAACACAGCCAAACCUUUUACUUCGAAAAACGUUUACGAGUGUGCAAACCCUGCAGUCACCUUCAGUUAUAAUGGCGACGACGGCCAGCUCAGGAUCUGGAUUAGCAACGAAAAAGGCUCUUUUGGCGGUUUUGUCACUAUUUCUAAUCCCUCGUCGGAAGUCAUCUCAACUACCCUCAAAUGUCUGGAUAAUUGAAAGAUUGGGUAAAUGAGAAUCUGUACUAGUCGCAUUUAUCACAUUUUAUGAAGAAGAAAAAGGGUGGGCGUGUUGGUGGAGCAGAAUGAAAGGGAAGGCUCAGUAGUAAAUGCUAUAUUGGGUGUUUGUUCGUCAUUAUAUCGGCGCUAUUUCUUAAUACAGAGAACCAUGCAGGCC